Messenger RNA from Lactuca virosa, 594 nucleotides. The record is from the annotation of a GenBank genome assembly. Lineage: Eukaryota; Viridiplantae; Streptophyta; Magnoliopsida; Asterales; Asteraceae.
AUGAAAUCUAAUCGAAUUUCUGAAAAAGAUGAAUUUGUGCUUAAUCUUGAGCUGAAAACAAUCUCUGAUAUUUUCGAACCUAUUGAGAUAAAAAAGUAUGUUAUUGUUGCGACCAUAAAGGUAAUUCUUCAAAACGCACUUUGGCAUUACCCGGCAUGUACAAAUUGCAAUACAAAGGCAGUUCCAAACAAUCCUUCCGAUGAACCCAAUGUCACCGGAUCACUCAAAAAUGUAACAUAUGAAUGUCGAAAUCCAAAAUGCACUAAAACUGAAACAUCGACAUUUCCAAGGUUUAUGAUUCCGGUAAGAGUUCAAGAUCAUAUUGGAAGUAUCACUUUAACAAUGUUUGAACAAGAUGCGAAGAAGCUUCUAAAAAUUUCUGCAAAAGAUUUAGUUGCAAAAACAGCUAAGCUUGGAUUUUGUACUAAUGUAUACCCAUCUGAUAUUAAAGUAUUGAAAGAUAUGAAAUUGGCUUUCAUAGUUUCUGUUUCAAAAUACAAUGUGCAAAGGAACAACAAUCAAUAUACUAUUUCCAGGAUUAGUGAUGAUGAGAUUUUGAUUGAGGAGUUAGAAAAAAAGUUUGUCGUUGCAUAG